AUGGGACGGUUGGUUCUGCUGUGGGGAGCUGCCGUCUUUCUGCUGGGAGGCUGGAUGGCUUUGGGGCAAGUAGCAACAGUGAAGCCCAGUUCCCCGAAGCAGGUGAGCUUUUCGUGGCAUCAGGACGCGGUAACGGUGACGUGUUCUGACCUGUCCUACAGGGGUCUCCUCUAUGAGGUUCAGUACCGGAGCCCCUUCGACACGGAGUGGCAGUCCAAACAGGCAAAUAGCUGCAAUGUCACCAUAGACGACUUGGAUGCCGAGAAGUGCUAUGCUUUCCGGGCCCGGGUGAAGGCCAUGGAGGAUGCGUAUGGGCCAGACACGUACCCGAGCGACUGGUCAGAGGUGACGUGCUGGCAGAGAGGCGAGACUCGGGAUUCGUGCCCAGAGCCUCGCACGCCUCCCAAACCGAAGCUGUCCAAAUUUAUGUUAGUUUCCAGCCUGGCCAUCCUUCUGAUGGUGUCUCUUCUCCUUCUAUCUUUACGGAAAUUAUGGAGCAAGAAGAAUCGUACAAGGUCUGAUAUUGUCGUUGCUCAAGCUGUGACUGAAUUUUCAGCUUUGGAUCCAGAGUGGAUCACAGACACCCAGAACGUGGCCCACCUCCACAAGAUAGCAGGUGCAGAGCCAGAAGGUGGCCCUGAGGAGUCCCUGGUGGUCCAGUUGGCCAAGACGGAAGCCAACUCACCCGGGACGCUGGACCCACAGACCGAGGACAAAGAGGUGUCUGGGGGAUCCCUCCUGCUUCCCCACCAGCCGCCCCUGCAAGGCGGUGAUGUGGUCACUCUCGGGGGCUUUACCUUUGUGAUGAAUGACAGCUCGUAUGUGGCGUUAUGA
Molecule: messenger RNA, 834 nt
Organism: Mandrillus leucophaeus (drill)
Lineage: Eukaryota; Metazoa; Chordata; Mammalia; Primates; Cercopithecidae
Gene: CRLF2
Product: cytokine receptor-like factor 2
Exons: 6
Coding region: 1-834 (277 amino acids)
Molecular function (GO): protein binding
Source: RefSeq, a predicted model, not a curated record